This is a messenger RNA of Fusarium sp. VM40, 1182 nucleotides long. Lineage: Eukaryota; Fungi; Ascomycota; Sordariomycetes; Hypocreales; Nectriaceae. The record is from the annotation of a GenBank genome assembly.
AUGAGCCAGGGACAAGAUUCUGUUGAGCACCCCACGUCACCGCCCGUGUUCAAUAAUCGAGAGGAGGAAUGGUGGACAUUUCUCACGCCCGAGAAGAGACAAAAGAUGGAAUUGUUAUGUCCAGUCGAUAAUGGCGAUGUUUCCGGUCCGGGCUGGUUUUGCACCGAUCGACUUAGUUUCAACGCGUUCAAGCUACUGUGUAACUCCCCGGAAAAGGUCAAACUCAAAGCGGACAGAGACUUUGGCUUGGGCUCACGUCGGAUGCUGUCGCUGCAUGUAGACAUGCUCACUCCACUGGAGAGGCUGCCUGCAGAGCUUUGGCUAACUGUUGUCACGUUAUUGCAACCUGAAGAACUCAUAGCCCUUGGACUUUGCUCCCGGACUCUUUGGAGCCUCGCAGUCACUUAUGCGCAGGGAGGCUACUCCCGGUGGAAAGAUGCCUACUCCUGGGUCAAUACUCCACUCAUCUGUGCGGGAUCGAAACUCAAUGCCCUUCCGAGAUCCGUAUACAACAUUGGCGCUGCAGAAGUCACAGGCGAAGUGCCGUUUUGGGGUAUCCCUGUCGCGGAGCAACACGAGGGUAUAUAUUACUGGUAUCAUAAGGCUAUUGCACCAUACCAGGAAAUCCCUUGUCCAUAUGUUGGUCUCUAUUCAAAAGCCUUUUCAGAGCAGAUUCGAUCAGCCGGUAUCCCAGAAACCCUGCAUAGUUCGAUGGAAGCAUCCCUGCCGACUUUGAACGUCGAAAUUGGUAGCAAGUGGUAUUUGUGCAAUUUAAGCCAGAAAGAGUACAUAUGCAUGGAAGGAGUGGUCGCACGCAAAGGGGAAGCCACAGUAUGUCUGAAGGGAACACAUUGGCUUACUCUAGAUAUACUGCUGUUGUGGUUGAUCAUUUGGAAAGGCGAGGAGGGUACACAAGAUGUUUGGUCUUGGAAGGAGCUUGAGACCUUUGUGGGAUUUCCAGAUGAAAAGCUGGAAGACACCUUGAUGGAUCCAACCUACGGUCCCCUCGACGACAAAUUCUGGCCCAUGUGGACUGGCGCCUGGGCUGGCCAUCGUCUAGAGGUUGUCACUGAGAAGAAACUCGAUGAAGGCUGGGUCGACCGAACCAGUAAUAUUGACUCAUUGGCCAACAAAAUGAUGCGACUUUUCUAUGGACUUUCAAUUGCAGAGGGGUCCCAGUAG